AUGAAAGAGUUAAGUUUAGAUAACGAGUUAGAGCUGUUUUAUGAAUAUAUUACAUCAUUUGAAUAUAUUAUAAGAAAUUUUAGUAAUUAUAUAAAAAGGAAAAAAAGAAAUUAUAAAACGAUUAGAAGAAAUGAUAUAAUAAAUGAUGUUGUUAAUAAAUAUUUGAACAAAAUUAUCCCUAUAAAAUUGUUGCUUCAUAUGAAAUGUUCGAAGAAUAGGAGGUUUUAUGAAAAUUUGUUUAUAUGUUGUUAUUAUCAUGUCAUAAUAAAAUAUAUCAUACAUGAUCCUUUGUUUAAUUUGGAGAGGAUAAUAGAAUAUUGUAUUAAUCAUAAGAUGAAAAUGGAACAUAAUAAAGAAAAAGAGAAAAAAAAUGGCAAGGAUAAUGAUCAGUGUGAAAAUAAUAAAAUAAAUAAUAAAAUAAAUAAUAAUAAUAAUAAUAAUAAUAAUAAUAAUAAUAAUAAUAGUAAUAAUUGUAAUAAUAAUAAUAAUAAUAGUAAUAGUAAGAAAAAGACGAAGAAACAAGGGAAGAAAAAUCUAAAUAGUGAAGAACCCAUUUAUGAUAAUUUCAUAGAAGGUUGUGAUGAUAAAACAUUUGAUGAUUACAUACAAUGUUUUAAUUUUAUAAAAGAUGAUAAUAUAUCAUUUUUAACAGAAAAGAAGAAAAUGAAUAUUCUUUAUGAUAUUAUGAAUAUAUGUCAAGAAAAUAAUAUAUUAUAUAAAAUAUUAAAUGAUGAAUAUAUAAUAUUAAAUGAGACAUAUGACGAAAUAUGUCAUGUGACAUAUUCUUUUGGUAUUAUGUGUUAUGUAUUUGGUUUUUAUAAAUUCUUUAAAAUAGAAAAUUUAAAAAUUAUAAAAAAUAAUAAUAUAUGUUCCUAUAAUUUAUUUCAAUGGGUAUAUGAUAUUAAAUAUACUAUUGUAAAAUAUUAUUCCUAUUUAUCUAAUGAUCCUAAGAAUAUAAAGAUAUUUGAGGAUAAUAUAAAUAUUAUAGAUGACAAAAAUAGAAAAAAUAAUAUAUCAACAGAUCAUUUUAAUAAUAUGAAUGCUUAUGUAAAUAUUCUUGAUCACCAUGAAUAUUUUUUAAAUUAUAUAAUAUUUUAUUACAUAUGUAAUCUUAAAAAAGUAUGUAAUAAAUGGUUAUGCUUACGUAAUAAUUUUUUUUAUAUUUUUAAUGAAUAUAUAGAAGAAUCUUUUAAAAAUUACAUGAUAAAAAAAAAUACAGAAAUGCAAGAAAUCUUUUCUAUAUCCUCAUCAUCUGGCGAUACAAAAGAAAAAAGAAAUAUAUAUAAUGUGGAGUCACUUCAAAUGUAUAAUAUAAAACAAAAUGUUAUACAAAAAUGUUCUUACAUAAACGAAUAUUUAUUUUAUAAUAACAAAAGGGAAUAUACUAGUCAGAAUGAAGAAUAUAUACAUAUGUUUAAUAAUUGUAGAGAGAAUUUUAUUUCAUAUAAAACAAAAUACCUAAAUUUUGAUUUAAAGGAUGAGGUAGAUAUAAGUCUACACAGUGUAAAAUUUGUUCUUCAUUAUGUAAAUAGUAUUUAUAAUGAUGAUCAAAAUGAUGAACAUGGUAAUGAUAAAAUGGAAAUGCAGGAUAAAAUUUUAGGUGGUGUUAUUUCGUGUGAUGAUACUAUUUGUAAGGAGAAAAAAAAAAUAAAAUAUGAGAAGAUUAAGAAGCACUUGGAUAAUUUAUAUAACAAAAUGAAAAGUAUGAAGAGUUCAAAGGUGUAUAUAUGGAUGUAUUUGUAUGUAAACUUUGUGUUUGAUUUUUUUUAUGUUAAUAUAAAGAAGAAUUAUCGUAAAAUAAAUAAUUAUUGUUUGUGUUUUGAUGAGUGUAUGCAUGAGAAUAGUAAUGUGGAAAAUGUAUUAGGUGGUAGUAAUAAUAAUAAUAAUAAUAAUGAUAAUAAUAAUAAUAACAACAACAACAACAACAAUAAUAAUAACAACAACAACAACAACAAUAAUAAUAAUAACAACGAUAGUAGUAGUAAUAAUAACAAUAAUAAUAAUAUUAAGAAGAAAUACAUCAUUGUGUUUAAUUUAUCCGGACUUAUCGAUUUUAUUAAUAAAAAAAAUAACCUUGAAAAAAAAAAGAUUUGCGUCAUGCUCAAGAAUUAUAUAGACCAUGUAUUAUUUAACGAGUGUAAAGAAUUGUUUGUGGAGGAGCUAAAUGUUGAUGAGAAGAAAAAUAAAAACGACAUUGACGGUGAUGAUUAUCAUAAGAUUAAAUUUUCUCAUCCUUUAGAAGAAUGGGAAAAAACAAAUACUAAAAAUAGUAUAGAUGAAAAAUGUAAGAAGAAAAAGAAUAAUUUAUUAGAUGAGUCUAUAAAUAAUUCUGUUAUUUCAAAUAAUAAUAUAACAUUAGAUAAUAGAUAUUUAUAUAAUAUAAAAAAUGAUGAAGAGAAAAUUCAUUCGAAUGUAUUAUUAUCAUCAAGUAAAUAUUAUGAAAUUCAUAAAUAUUAUAAAGGGAAAAUAAAAAUAAGUAAUUUUGUAAAUGAUUAUAUUUAUAUGUUUAUAUCAUAUUUAACUUUGAUGGAUAUGAAAUUAUCAUUAUUGUUGGUAGAAAAAUAUAAUCUAACGAUACCUAAUAAAUAUUUAGAUUUAAGUUGUUAUAUAUAUAUAUGUCAGAUGAAUAAACAAAAUUCAAAUAUAAUUUUUUUUAUAAGUAGGUUUGAUAUACAUCGACAUAUUUUAACAAAUGACGUGGCUAAUAAAAACCUGAAGGAAAAUUAUAAGAUAUAUAAAAAUAUUGAAUGUAACAAUAAUAUUAUGAAUAAUGUAAUUAAUGGUAGCAAUAAUAAUAAUAAUAAUAAUAUAAAUAGUAAUAAUAAUAUAAAUAGUAAUAAUAAUAUAAACAGUAAUAAUAUUAAAAAUAGCGAUAUUAAUUUUAAAUUUCUGGAUGACAUAAUUACUAUUUAUAAAAAACAAAACAAUGAAAUAAUUAACUUCAAUAAUAUUAAUAUAAUUCAUGAUAAUAUAAAUCAACCUAUCCCUCAAAGUCAUAAUAACUUUUCAAAUAAUCCUUUAGACGAUUCAAAAAGUAAUAUGUUUACCAUUAAUAAUAAUGUUAAGGAUUACUGUUUUGUAUCGGAACGAAAUACUUGUAUACAUAAUAAUUUUGUGAAGAGUGGUUCCUUUGAUUUAUAUAAUACAAAUCAAGAUAUUGAAGGAAAUAAAAAUAUUAGUAUUAACAAUUAUGGUGACGAUUUAAUAAAAUGCAAUUUUAUGGAUAAUAAAUUAAGAGAAAUAAAUUUGAAAAAAGAUAUGAAUGUAAGCAAUGAAAUUUACAAAGAUGAGAUAUGCAACGAUGUGAUUAGAAAUGUGUCACAUCCUUUUUUAAAUAAAGAUAUGUACAUGUGCCACAAUAUAGAUAUAUAUAAUAUAAAUCGAGUGAACGAAUUUAAUAAUAUGAAUAAAUAUUUUACUGCUGAUAAUGUGAAGGAUAUAAAUUUUAUGAAUAGUAAUAUAUAUCCCAUAAAAAUGAAUAUACCAUAUAAUAUAAAUUUGAAUGAAAUAUUUAUGAAUGAUUGUCGAGUUUCCAAUAUUAUUCAUUUUUGUAAAGGUGAUAGAACAUUAGAAUUAGAAUUAAUUAAACAAAGAAUAAUAAAUGGAAAUAUAAAAUAUGCUAUAAAAUUAAUUAAAAUAUUUAAUUAUGAAUUAUUACAUUUCCCCAACCUAUUUUUUUAUUUAAAUUACAAAUCGUAUAAUUAUUUAUUAAGUAGUUUUGAUAAAAAAUAUAUUAUAUAUUAUUUAUAUGACAAUCCAAAAUAUUUAAAAAUAUAUUUUAAUUCUUUGUUAAAAAAGAAGAAUAAAGAAUCAUGUAUCAUGUGUAUCUAUUUCUUAUAUCCCUUAUAUAUGAACUUGGAAGAUAUCGAUUUUAAAACAUUUUUUUAUUUAUUUUAUAAAAAUAAGAAGGGAAAGAAAACAAGUUAUAGUACAAGUGGUUUAUAUAAUAAUAAUAAUAUGAAUAAUAUGAAUAAUAUGAAUAAUAUGAAUAAUAAUAUGAAUACGGUUGGUAAUUAUAUGAUUAGUUCAAAUAAUACAAAUAAUAUGUAUAACAUGAAUAAUAUGUAUAAUAUGAAUAAUAUGUAUAAUAUGAAUAAUUCAUGUUUUAAUUAUAAUUAUUAUAAUAAUGAUGUAUAUUUUGAGGGAGAAUAUUACAUAUGCGAUUGCCGGGAUGGUAAUAAAAAUAUGUUGACGACAUUAGAGCAGAGCAAUAAUAAUAAUAAUAACAACAAUAAUAACAACAAUAUUAAUAAUAAUAAUAAUAAUAAUAAUAAUAUAUUUUGUAUAUCUAGUUGUAGUAAUAUUAUGUGGUUUUUAAAAAAUGAGUGUAAUAUAAUAAAUGAAGAAUGUUUUACUUUUCGAAAUGAAGAAGAUAUAUAUUUUGAGAAUUUGAAUAGAAUUUAUAAAAUAUGUGAUUUAUGUAAAUAUUUCGAUAUGUUUAAAAUAUUAAAGAAGAUUCAUUCAGAAAUUGUAAAAAGUUCUUUUGAUUAUUUAAUAAAAAUGAAAGGAUCGUGUUUUUGUCAAAAGAAUUAUAUAUGUAUAAAGGAUUUAGAUUCUUGUUUAAAUGAUGUUGUUAUUAUUGAUAAAUUUAAAGAUUUCUACAUAUUAUAUGAAAAAAUUAAAAAAUAUGAAAAGAUACUUUUUAUAGAUGCUGAAUGGAAAUGUGCUGUCUUUAGAGAAAAUCCUAUCAUAUCAAUUUUUCAGAUUGCUUUAAAAAAUAGUGUUUUUUCAUAUAUUAUUGAUGUAAAGAGUAUAUCUUUGGAAAAUUAUCAAGUUAAUUAUUAUAUAUCUGAUUUGUUUAGGGAUGAAAAUAUUAUAAAAAUUGGUGUGGCCUUUCUGAAUAAUGAUAUGUUACACUUUAGAAAAUACUAUGAUAUAUUAAAUAUGUUAACUUGUAAAAAGUAUAAAGAUAUAUUAAUUGAUGACAGCGAUAUGGGAACUCAAGAAAAGGGACAUAAACAUAAAAUUGUGAAUAUAAAUACUUAUAAUGAUAUCACACCUUUCUAUAAUAACAAUAUGUAUAAUAAUAAGAGGAAUGAUAAUCAUAUAUUAUUAAAAAAAGUCAUGAAGAAUAUUCAUGAAUAUACAAUAAAUUAUGCUGGUGAUACUAUCCCGAGUUCAAAUAAUAUGCUUGCAUAUGAUAAUAGAAGUUACAUCUAUGGAUAUACAAAUAAUAUGAAUACUAACAAUAAUAACAACAAUAAUAAUAAUAACAGCAACAAUAAUAAUAACAGCAACAAUAAUAAUAACAAUAAUAAUAGUAGUAGUAGUAGUAGCUGUUGUAAUAAUAAUUUUUUUAAUUUAGGUGAAAAGAUAAAAGAAGAAUCACACAGUAUUAAAUUUAAUAAUAAUUUAUAUGAUGAUAUAAGCUAUAAAAAUAUUUUCCCAGUAAAUUAUUUUAUAAAAUAUAAAAAUGACGAUAAAUUAAUUAAUGAUCUUUUAAAUACAAAAUGUAAAACUUGUAAUAAAAUAGGUAUAUAUAGUUGUAUACAUAAAUAUUAUAAUUUAGAAUAUAUAUAUAAUAAAUAUUAUGAUCAUUUGAAAUUUAAUUUUCCAUAUCUUAAAAAAAAUAUGAGUUAUUCUGUUAAAUUCUUUGGUAAAAUAUUAUUUCCAGAAAAACAAGUUAAUAAAGAAUGCCAAAUUAUUAAUUGGAAUUUUAGACCUCUUUCAUCGAGUAGUGUUGAAUAUGCAAUAUUAGAUGUUCUUAUUUUAAAAAAAUUCUUUUAUUUAAUUCAAACAAAAUUACCUAUAGAUAUUGAAUGUGCUUUAUGA
Molecule: messenger RNA, 5772 nt
Organism: Plasmodium falciparum 3D7
Lineage: Eukaryota; Apicomplexa; Aconoidasida; Haemosporida; Plasmodiidae
Molecular function (GO): nucleic acid binding
Source: RefSeq, a predicted model, not a curated record